GAGAGAGGCCAACAUAAGCCAAAGAGACACACAAAAGAGGAGAACAAGAGAGCAGCUGUAGGGAGCAUCUGAGUCUCCAGGACCAGACCCGAGGUCAGAUCCAGGACCAGAAUCUGCACAAAGACCACAGCCCGGACCCCAGACCAGGAGCAGCUCAGUCCACCAUGUCAGAGCCUGUCGGAAGAAAGAGCUCUAGCAAGCAGCUCCUGCAGAACCUCAUCAGUUUGACCGCUCAGCGGAGCCAGGAGGAUGCUGAGGAGGUGGAGCGGGAGCGAAGGAGGAGAGCCAGGGAGACCCAGAGAGGAGAGGGGAGUCCCCCAUGGCCGGAGCCCCCCCAACACAACCAGCUCACAUACCGCAACACAGAGUUGGACGAGGAGCUGAAGCCCAGAUGUUGCCUGGUUCUGGAGGAGGAUGAGGGCUUCAGCGACUGGAGUCACAGGUUGGAGGGGCGUAAUGAGCAGGAGGUGCAGGAUGACUGCAAGCCCAGAGUACAGAGACCUUCAACACAGCAGUGGAAACCAGAGGCUGGACAGGAGAAACAGCAGCAGAGUGAAGAGGAGGAGAAGGGAUGUGAGCCAGAACAAAGCAGUCGGUCACAGGAAGCUUUAACAAGACCUCCAGAGAAGAUGUCCAGCAACAGAUACAGCUCUACGGUCUUCCUGUCACAGGACGCCAGGCUGCAGCACGCCGUGAGCCAACCAACAGAGAGGACGUCCUACCUGGCGGCAGGGACGAUGAGACCACGCGGAGGGGCAUGCAGGGUGGAUGGGGAGGUGGAGAAGCAGCAGAAGGAGGAUGUAGAAGAGACACAGGCUACUCUGCAGAGGGAGCGGAUUUCAGCAGAAAGUCGACAGAGUCCCAGAGAUGAAGAUGACCAGGAGGAAGAAGAACUGAGCUUCACAAAUGAAGAGAAGGAAGACUUCCAUCUCAGGAGGGAGGAGAGACACAGGGAGGAUGAGGGGGAGGAGCACAAGAUACCUGACAAGAGCUCAGCGGGGGGAAGGAGGAGUGAGGAGGUGAGCAGAAGAUCGGCAGCCUCUCUCUGCAGCAGCGAAGGCGAGGAGCUGUUAAACUACGGUCCUAUGAGCCCGACAUUUAAGAAACUCCUCAUCCAGUUUUACCCAGAGGAAGUGAACAGCAGAGUGUCAACAGACGGUAAAUGCACGAUCAUAGAGAGAACCGAGUCUCUGAGGAAAAGCACCAGUAACAUAAAGAAGACGCUGCCACCUGUUGCUGUUUCCAAGAUUGACAAGAAACUGGAGCAGUACACACAUGCUCUUGAGGUCUCCUCAAAGGAAGGCAGAUCGGCCAAUCAGCUGCUGGCGGACGUGAUGAGUCCCACUGAAGCCGUCUCCUCCAGGAAGAGUCUGUUUGAGGCCCGAGAAGCCUGGAACCAAAACACAAUCCCAGUCCCUCCAUCUAAGGUUAGUGAUGAAGUAUUCCACCAAGAUGCAGAUGGUUUAAAAGUGGGCGUGGCUGAUCUCAUCAAUCAGUGGGUGAAAGGAAGUGAAGACGGGUACAGGUGCAGCUCGCCCUCCAGACCCCCGGAGAGCUCCACCGGUAAAAGAUAUAAGUUUGUGGUGACGGGUCACGGGAAGUAUGAGAAGGUUUAUGUGGACGACGACGGCAGCGAUGACGCAAACGGACGGUCAGCUGGACAUUUCUAUGAAGAUUUGUGAAACACAUGCUGGACUUUGAAGAAUUCUGGAUUAUGAAAAAAAAAUCUUUUUUAACACUUCACCAUUCUCUGUAUUUCAAGCUUAAGGUUGGACAUGUACUUAAAUCCUGUUGUGAUGGCACAUUUAUUGUGCCUCUCAUCAUUUUACAAAAAGGGAGUGAAACAAAUGUUGAGUCUUUUUGUGUUUAUACUUUGCAAUUAUUCAUUUUAUCCUGUGAAUAAUAAUCUCUGCAGUAGUACAUCUUUUAAUAAAACGAAUUAACUUCAAUUAAACACAUUUCUGACGUUUUAAUC
Molecule: messenger RNA, 1975 nt
Organism: Etheostoma cragini (Arkansas darter)
Lineage: Eukaryota; Metazoa; Chordata; Actinopteri; Perciformes; Percidae
Gene: lsp1a
Product: lymphocyte specific protein 1 a
Exons: 15
Coding region: 165-1682 (505 amino acids)
Source: RefSeq, a predicted model, not a curated record